Molecule: messenger RNA, 1314 nt
Organism: Syzygium oleosum
Lineage: Eukaryota; Viridiplantae; Streptophyta; Magnoliopsida; Myrtales; Myrtaceae
Exons: 8
Coding region: 286-1098 (270 amino acids)
Biological process (GO): protein ubiquitination
Cellular component (GO): membrane
Molecular function (GO): zinc ion binding; ubiquitin-protein transferase activity
Source: RefSeq, a predicted model, not a curated record
UGUCUCUAUCUGGUUUCCUCUGUAUAACUAUUUUUAGAGCUUCUUCACGAGUCCCAUGUCCCCAAGUCAUUCGCAACACUCCAUUCUCUCUUCCCCUUGCUUCAAAGAAGAAAGAAACUAGAGAGAGGUUUUCAUUCAGAGAGAGACUUUGUUUUUGUCUAAGCUUGAAGAUAUGCCAUGCUCUUCUUAAGCUUGCUAAAAGAGAAGGCAUCGGAUUGAGUUGUUUUGGCCAUCAAUAAUACGAGUUUCUUGCGAAGGAAGCAAUUUGCUUAUUGGUUGAAGUAAAUGGGGGAUCACUUCGUGUUGUUGGUGGAUCGCUUGCUCACCGAGUCGACUUUGGGAGCUGCAAUCGAGAGCCAGAACCGGUAUCUCGAAGCUAUGGAGCUGGCUUCAGACUUAAAACCAGCUGAGAGCGCCUCACACAAGGUCGACUUAGGCAAUGUAUCUUCUACGGGGAAAUUGGUUGAGUGCCGUAUAUGCCAGGACGAAGAUGAUGACAGAAAUAUGGAGACACCAUGCUCUUGUUGCGGCAGCUUGAAGUACGCUCACCGCAGAUGCGUACAGAGGUGGUGUAAUGAGAAGGGUAACACUUUGUGCGAGAUCUGUCACCAGCAAUUCAAGCCUGGUUACACAGCCCCGCCUCCGCUAUUUCAGUUUGGUCGGGUUCCAAUGAACUUCCGGGGAAACUGGGAGGUAUACCGAGGAGACUUGAAUGGGCCGCGCAUUAUAGCGAUGGUUGCACCUGAUCGUAGUUUCUCUGAACCGGCAGACAACGAGCACUCACACUCGGUAUCAAGAAGCUUAAUGUGCUGCCGUUCCAUGGCUUGCAUCUUCAUGGUUCUUCUGGUCUUAAGGCACGCUCUUCCGGUCUUGCUGAGCGGCACUCGUGAAUACUCGUUGCCAUUGUUAAUGCUACUGUCUUUACGAACCGUGGGGAUAGUCCUGCCGAUUUACAUCAUAAUAAGGGUGCUAACUGCCGUCCAGCGACACCGGCGUCAACAGGUACAGGUGUCUCUGAGCUCGCCGCUCGCUUCAUCAGACCAGGAGACCGAGAAUCCUACCCAGCAGCCUUCUCCGUUAUCGCGCGACGGCAGAUGAAGAAAGAGGCUAGGCCUUGAAAAUGGAGUGUUUCUUUAGUCUUCAGAGCGAUUACAGCACAGGUCACCAGAUCAUUUCUACUGGUUUUUUUCAUUUUCAUCUCGUGGGGAAAAUUGUACAGUCGAAAGGAAAGUAUCACAAUGUACAUAUAUAUAUGUAUACACAAGAAGCAGCACUGCUGCACGCAGCCAAUUAUGCAAAGUUAUCUCCAUUGAA